CGCCAUCACACCUCACAGCGUCAAGACGCAGCAGCAGCACACCGACAAGGACACCAAUACGAAGGCCAAGAGCACGCCUGUCCCAGCCAGCUAGCGAACGCAGCCGACGACGGGCAUCGAGCAACGCCGAGCAGACGAGCUCAUCAACCCCCGGGGACCCUGAAAACCAGAAACCCAGAGAGAGAGUCCAGACGCCAGAUACCCAGACGUACGCCCACAGCCCACAACACCAACAACGCACCAUGCCCCGCACCCGGGCGUCCAAGACCACUACCAAGACGGCGUCGCCCGAGCGCGCGCGCCCCGAGUCGCCGACCUCGACCGCGAGCAUCAGCUCGAACGGCUCGGCUUCCGCGUCGCGCCUCUUCCGCUCGUCGCCGGCCAAGCCCGUCGUGUCCAAGGAGCCGCCGACGGCGCGCAGCGCGCUGCUCGACGUGCUCUCGCGCCCGCGCGCGGCCGGCGCAGCGCUGACGUACGACUCGAGCCCGUACGUCCCCGACGGUGCGGGCGGCGAGGCGGAAGACGAGGCGUCGGACCAGAGCACCAUCUCGUCGUACGCGUCCACGUCGAGCACGCUCUCGCGCUCCCCGUCAGACGAGGAGCUCGCCCGCCUCUACCGCACGUACCUCGAGACGCCGUUCGUCAAGAUCAAGAGCAUCUUCAAGCACUCGGAAUUCGGCCACGACAACAACCCCAACUGGCGCUGGACGUCCCAGUACAACCCCGCCGAGCCGGUCACGCUCGAGGAGGAGCCCGACGCGCCGUUCGUCGUCCUGCUCACGACGUACCUCUCCUACCUUUUGCUUAUCGUCCUGGGUCACAUCCGCGACUUCUUCGGCAAGCGCUUCUACCCCAGCCACUACUCGCAUCUCCUCCCCUACAACGGGUACGCCGCGCUUCACUCCGACUUUGACUCGUUCUACACGCGCCGUCUCAAGUCGAGGCUCGAUGACUGCUUCUCGCGCCCCGUCACGGGUGUUCCCGGCCGCACGAUCAUGCUGCUCGACCGCUACUCGAACGACGAGUACGAGACGUUCCACCUCUCGGGCAAGGUCACGCGCGCGCUCAAUGUCUCGUCGUACAACUAUCUUGGCUUUGCGUCCUCGUCGGGCGGCUGCGCCGAUGCCGUCGAGGAAGGAAUUCGUCGCUACGGCGUCGCUGGCGGCGCUACCCGCCACGACUCGGGCACGCUCGACCUUCACAACGAGGCCGAGAAGCUCGUCGCUCAGUUUGUGGGCACCGAGGACUCGAUGAUUGUCUCCAUGGGCUUUGCGACCAACUCGACCACCAUCCCCGCGCUGGUCGACAAGGGAUGUCUGGUCAUUUCCGACGAGUUCAACCACGCGUCUAUCCGUUUCGGUGUGCGUCUCUCCGGCGCCUCGGUCCGUACCUUCAAGCACAACGACAUGCAGGCGCUCGAGGAGUUGCUGCGUGACGUUGUUGCCCACGGCCAGCCCCGUACCCACCGCCCCUGGAAGAAGAUUCUCGUCAUGGUCGAAGGCCUGUACUCUAUGGAGGGCACCCUCGUCAACCUCCCUGUUCUUCUCGACCUCAAGCAGCGCUACAAGUUUUAUCUGUAUGUCGACGAGGCCCACUCGGUUGGCGCCAUGGGCCCCAACGGCCGUGGUGUCUGCGACUACUUUGGCAUCGACCCCCGCGAGGUCGACAUUCUCAUGGGCACGUUCACAAAGUCGUUUGGCGCCGCUGGCGGCUACAUUGCAGGCAACAAGGACAUUAUCGACUCGCUCCGCGUCAAGUCGCACGCGUUUGCGUACGCCGAGGCCAUGUCCCCGCCGAUUCUUGUCCAGAUCAUCGCGUCCAUGUCGGCUAUCAUGGGUGUCGCCCCGCCGCUCAACCCGCCGCUUGACCGCGAGGCGUUUGACAAUGACGACUCGUCGGCGCUGUCGGUGUGGAGCCGCAGCGUGUCGUUUGGCCCUACUUCUCGCGAGGCCCUGCCCUCUUGGAUGACCCUCCCACCGGCCAUGGCUAACGGCACCGAGGGCAGAGAAAAGCUCAGACGUCUGGCCUUCAACUCGCGUUACCUGUCGUCUGGUCUGCGCAAGCUCGGCUUUAUCGUCUAUGGCCACCGCGACUCGCCGAUCAUCCCGCUGCUUCUGUUCAACCCCGGCAAGAUGGGCAUGUUCUCGAGGAUGAUGCUGAACCGUGUCGGGCCUGACAAGACGCCUAUUGCUGUGGUUAUUGUCGCGUAUCCCGCCACCCCCCUCAUCACCUCCCGCGUCCGCUUCUGUCUCUCUGCAUCGCACACCAAGAACGACAUUGACCUCUUGUUGCGCGCCGUCGACGAGGUCGGCGACAUUCUCUCGCUCAAGUACACCAAGGAGCGGUGGCCAGUGGACAAGGUCAUUGCCAGUGCCGAGGAGCUGGUGGCGGCGCACAAUCUUGAUGAUGUGCAAUAAGCGCGAGAGUCACGAGCGGCGUCAGCCGCGAGUGCGCCAGUGCCACUUGCGACGUGUGCCGCGCGAGCGCCACUGCCACAAUUGCGACUCUGCAGCGCGACGACACGACGACGACGUCGUCGACGAUGACAACAACCCCACAACCACACCCCGCGGAAGCUACAUACAUGCUCCGCCGCAGACAUGUCUGCUCAUUUUCAUUAGUAGCGCGCGUCCGGAUACCUAGGCAUGCAUUUAAUACAGGAGCGAGGCUACGAGCACGCGAAGCGUGCGAGUUGCCGCGGGGGCUCAAGCUGCUACGGUGUGACCCUCCUAGACCCCACCCUAUCGCCCACUGACGAUGGUGUACGCGCCCAGCUCGGCAGCACCACAGCGCACGGUGGCCACCACGACCUGGCCAUACGGCCGCGUGUACUGCGAGUGGAGGAUGUUGAGCUCCUCGGCAGGCACCCACCCACGGGCGGUGAAGCACGCGCCGUCGACGACGACGGGCACGUCGCGCCCGUUGAGGGUCACGCUGGCGGAUGUGAUGGGGGCGGGGGCGGUACCGGAGAUGGUGUACUCGACGGUCGAGGCGCCGUACCCGGUCUCGACAGCGAGGAUGAGCUCG
Molecule: messenger RNA, 3027 nt
Organism: Vanrija pseudolonga
Lineage: Eukaryota; Fungi; Basidiomycota; Tremellomycetes; Trichosporonales; Trichosporonaceae
Gene: LCB2
Product: Serine palmitoyltransferase 2
Exons: 2
Coding region: 243-2417 (724 amino acids)
Biological process (GO): ceramide biosynthetic process; sphingosine biosynthetic process
Cellular component (GO): serine palmitoyltransferase complex
Molecular function (GO): pyridoxal phosphate binding; serine C-palmitoyltransferase activity
Source: RefSeq, a predicted model, not a curated record